Molecule: messenger RNA, 402 nt
Organism: Adineta steineri
Lineage: Eukaryota; Metazoa; Rotifera; Eurotatoria; Adinetida; Adinetidae
Source: the annotation of a GenBank genome assembly
AUGCAAUUAUCAACAAUAAUUGUUUUUGUUAGUCAUACAAUAUUUUGUGUAUGUGCUGAUUAUUCUUCAAAAUAUACAAAUGAUAAUGUUUUGAUGAGAAUGAUGUUUCAGACACGAGAUAAUCACGGUUGCGAUGCGAUUAUUCCGAGUUGUGGUCCAAAGGGUCGAUGUUGCGAUUGGCAUGAUGAAUGCUUUAAGAGAUACGGAUGUCGGGCAAACAGCUGGGGUUGGUCGUGGAUUCCUGGUGUUGCAUUGUUUGAACCAUGUGCUCGAUGCAAUAAAGCUGUUUUAUUUUGUAUUGGUAAUAUAUUUACAUGGCCUGGACCAAGUGAAUGUUGUGGAAAUGGCAACUGUGGACAAAACAGGCCACGAAAAUACCAUAGUCGUAAAAUCAUUGUCUGA